Molecule: messenger RNA, 1446 nt
Organism: Panicum virgatum (switchgrass)
Lineage: Eukaryota; Viridiplantae; Streptophyta; Magnoliopsida; Poales; Poaceae
Product: disease resistance protein RGA2-like
Exons: 2
Coding region: 1-1446 (481 amino acids)
Source: RefSeq, a predicted model, not a curated record
AUGGAGGUUCUGCUCUCUGCAGUUGCCAGCGACCUCGUCGGCCGGCUGGUCUCCUUCCUCAUCAGCAAGUUCGCGGAGCCAGGCUCCACCGACGACGUCGUCAGGCUGCAGCGAUCGCUGCUACGAGCCCACGUCGUCGUCGAGGAGGCCGAGGCGCGUCAGCUCACCAGCCGGGCGAUGCUGCUGCAGCUCAACCACCUGCGGGGAGAGAUGUGCCGGGGCUCCUACGUCCUCGACGCCUUCCGGCGGCGAGCCGCCUUGCCCGGUACGGUCGCUCGCUUUCCUUCGGGCAGAGAUGCCGCAGGUGGGUUGUCCCUGUCCGUUGCGGUGGAAAGCAUGGAAGCUGCGCUGGGCGACAUGAAGGAGUUCGUCGUGCUCCUCGGCGGCUGCCCCCGCGUCGGCCGGCAGCCGUACAGCGCCUACCUGUUCAUGGAGAGCUGCAUGUUCGGGCGGCAGAUGGAGAAGGAGCAGAUCGUCAGCUUCCUGCUGCAGCCUGCUCGGGAUCUGGAUGUCCUCCCCGUCAUCGGCCCUCACGAGGUCGGCAAGCGGACGCUGGUCGAGCACGCGUGUCUCGAGGAGAGGGUGCGAGACCACUUCGCCAAGAUUCAUCGCCUCUGCGGUGACGAUCUCGACGUGCAGGGCCAGGAGCCUCUUCGAGGUUUGGUCGACACAGAUCAAAGGUCCCUGAUCGUGAUCGACUUCGCCGGCGGCGACAAGGAUGAGGAGCGUUGGAGGGGGUUCCAAUCGUCCCUUCGCCGCCGCGCGCACGGGGAGAGCAAGAUCAUAGUCAUCAGCAGGGCGGAGAGGCACUCGGGCCUGGGCACCGUGCCGCCGCUCAGGCUGCGCGCGCCGCGCCGGGAGGAGCUCUGGUACCUGUUCAAAGCGUUGGCGUUCGGAGGCGCCGACCCGGAGGAGCGCCCGGAGCUCGUGCGCGUCGCCACGGCGCUGUUCGCGGGCAUCCCGGACCUCACGUCGUUCGCCGCGGUGAGCAAGACCUCCGCGUCGCUCCUCGCCGACCUGAGCGCGCGGUCCUGGCGUCGCGUGCUGAGGGUGUCCGUCGGGGUGACGGCGUUGCAGCUCGGCGCCGCCGUCCCCGGGGGUCGUGGCCGUCCGGAGGAGAAGGCGGCGUACUACCACCCCGGCGUGCCGGUGAAGGGUGGCCGUAGCGCGCCGUGCUUGUUCUACAACAGGCGCAAGUCGACGGGCGUGUCGCGGAGCGAGCUCCCGAAGGUGACGAUGCUGGACGUCGCCGGCGGCGCCGUCCCGGCCGGGGAGAAGCGGUUCGACGUGCUGGUGUGGCAGUCCCGCAUCCCUCCUUACGCAAGCUACGUCGCGACGUGCGACAUGGAGAGAGCCGCGCAGGUGGAGAUCGGCAAGAGACGUCUUGUGAACAAGAGGAAGAGAGGCCAACUGGUGUCGAAAUUAUCUGUAACCCUAGUUGCAUGA